AACAUAGUAAUAGUAUGAAAAAUUAGACAAAAAAAUUGAGAACGGAGAAGGAGACGGACUAACUAGGCAUUAACGGCGCACCUUGAAGACUAUUUUAGCAGUUAAACACACACACCUCCAAAGUUUUCAACACUGAUUCCUCUCCAACUCAAACUCUUCGCAGAUUUUCCGAUCUGCCGGAAUUCAGACUAAAAUAUCAAGAAACUAUAAGAAAAGAAUUUGAAAUGGCCGACAAGAAGAAGCAAUUCACUAAGGUCAACCAGCUGCGCCCGUUGGAUACCGGCCUCAGUCUUACCGUAAAGGUUAUCAGUGCAAAGAUGGUAGCACAGAGAGGUCGGUCUCAAGUGCGUUUUUCCGAGUGCUUGGUAGGGGAUGAGUCAGGAAUCAUCAUUUUUUCUGCGAGAAAUGAUCAAGUGGAUAUGGCAAAAGAGGGCAACACUCUCGUCCUCUCGAAUGCAAAGGUCGACAUGUUCAAGGGAUCAAUGAGGCUGGCCGUGGACCGUAAUGGUCGUGCUGAAGUUGUGGAGGCUGCUGGCUUCUCCGUGGACGAGAGCAACAACCUGUCGUUGAUCGAGUUCGAACCGAUCGAUGUCGUCGUCUGAGCUUGUGUGAGGCACUGUUUCACAUUUUUGCCUUCAAUCUCAAAACUUGACCUCCUAUUUAUUGCAUUUUGUUUCAUUAUUUAAGUGUGUGUGGAAGUUUCAUUUUUGUUGCUAUAAUAUUUAUGCCAAUCAUACCCUGCAAAA
Molecule: messenger RNA, 746 nt
Organism: Salvia splendens (bonfire salvia)
Lineage: Eukaryota; Viridiplantae; Streptophyta; Magnoliopsida; Lamiales; Lamiaceae
Exons: 3
Coding region: 225-602 (125 amino acids)
Source: RefSeq, a predicted model, not a curated record